UCUAAUUAGACACAACUUGAUUAUCUCGAUUUAUUUAAAAGUUAACAUAACACUUGUUCUAUUCAUAAAGAUAUAUGGAAUCCAUUAUAUGCGUAAUUAUAUGAGGUAUACAGUAAUGUAGCAAUAAAAAGUUACUAAUUGACUAUUGUUUACAUUCACACUGAUAAGUUAUCAAUUUGACAAUGACAUUUUCAUGCUGUUAUCUAACCUAACUCGGAGCUAAUUAUUGUAUUAAAAUUGUAAAUAACAAUGGCUUAUGACUUAAAACGUGAAGAAGAAGUGAAAGAGUACAUCGAGAACCUGGGUAUAGAAUAUCGUUUUGGGUGUUAUAAAGAGAAAAAGCCAGAAGUAUGUCACCUGUUAGGUGACUAUUUGGAGGCAAUAAAAAAAGAUUUUGAUAAGGCGGGAAAGGUCUUUAAGAGUAAUUGUGACGAUUAUAACUACGGAAAGUCGUGUCUGAAGUACGGAAACUACGUUUUGAUUGGGCGCGGGAAGGACAAGCCUGACCCAAAUGGUGCGUUUACAUACUUCGAAAAAGGCUGUGAACUUGGUGAUCCCACGGCCUGUAUGCAUGCUGGUUUGCUCCUCACCUCUACUGGACCUAGCCUCAAUAUAAAACGAGACGUUUACAAAGGUUAUAAUUUACUAAAAAAAGCAUGCGAUAAGAAUGAAGAAAUGGCAUGCCAUUACUUGUGCGGAAUGUAUCUCACUGGCGUACCGAAAAAUCCAAAGGAAUUCAACCCGCACAAUCCGGAGAAGAACAAAAAUAUAGAAUUCCUUAUAAAAUCUGAUAUGAAACAGGCAUUUCAAUUUGCGAAAAAAGCUUGCGAACUUGGGAACAUGUAUGCUUGUGCCAAUAUUGGUAUCAUCGGGGGCUCUGGUUUCGAUGAUCCUGCACUAUUCGAGGAUCCUAUUGAGAGGGAAGUGACUACGCCCUUUGGCAAACCCUCUGACGUGCUAAUUGAAGGCAGGAUCAAGGGCGUGUCAUGUGUUUUGCUCGCUCGACAUGGCAGGAAACAUCAGUAUCAGCCCAGUGACAUCAACUAUCGUGCGAACAUCUGGGCGUUAAAGGAAAUAGGGUGCACACACGUGCUGGCGACCACGGCCACGGGCUCGCUAGUCGAAGACUACCGCCCUGGAGACCUAGUCAUUGUCGACGACUUCAUUGACAGAACUUGGGGUCGAAAAUGCACCUUUUACGACCGCACAGAGGGCGGUCCUCGUGGCGUCUGUCACCUUCCCAUGAGGCCCGCGUUCUGCGAGAAAGCGCGUCAGGCCAUGUACCAGGCUGCCAGAGCGAGGAACUAUCCCUGCCAUGAAAAGGGUACUGCAGUUGUCAUACAGGGACCUAGAUUUUCGAGUCGCGCAGAAAGCUUGAUGCACAAACAAUGGGGCGGACACUUAGUGAACAUGACCACUGUGCCAGAGGUGGUGUUAGCAAAAGAAGCAGGACUAAGUUAUGCAGCAGUUGCUCUCGUCACAGAUUACGACUGUUGGAGAGACAAUGAAACUUCGGUAUCAGUGACCGAGGUGCUAGCGAUGUUCGCUAAGAACGUAAAAAAAGCCGCCGACGUGGUGAUCGACGCUGUACAGAUCCUUGCUUCAGACAACGACAUCGGUUAUAUAGACGCGCAUAAGGACCUGGUUACCUCAGCAAUUAUGUUAAAAGAAUAAUCUUUAUAGUGCAAGUUAUAAAUUAUAACCGACUAAAGGCUGAUGGUGCUUUGGACCGUCGCCAUGUUGCAGAUUAUAAAAUCUACUGUCAACAACACA
Hyposmocoma kahamanoa is the source of this 1773-nucleotide messenger RNA. RefSeq names its product S-methyl-5'-thioadenosine phosphorylase-like. Gene Ontology annotation, cellular component: cytosol. Gene Ontology annotation, molecular function: protein binding; S-methyl-5-thioadenosine phosphorylase activity. The transcript is spliced from 9 exons. Lineage: Eukaryota; Metazoa; Arthropoda; Insecta; Lepidoptera; Cosmopterigidae. Gene Ontology annotation, biological process: nucleoside metabolic process. The record is from RefSeq and is a predicted model, not a curated record. The coding region runs from base 250 to 1674 and encodes 474 amino acids.